GCAGUGCAAGGAAAACGCAGAGAUAGAUUCGAAGGUGAGAUCUAGGAGAAAUUGCAGUGGGUGCAGCUUCACCGAAUCAUAGAUUCAACAACAACAACUAUAACAAUUCAAAUAUCUUCAUUAUACUCAUAUUUGGUGAUUGAUUUGAAUCAUGUGGGGCACCAUUGCCAAUUUGAAGGAGAACUUGAACAAGAUCGCCCUCGAUGUUCACUACGCCGACGACGAAGACGACAACGACGUCGUUCUACCCUUUUACCGAAGCCGUGCCGACGGCGACAACUCCGCCGUCUCCGAUCGCCGGAAUUCUCACAGCUUUGCGCAUUCCCAAUCGGUUCAUAGUUCGCCGGCGGCGAACGGAAUAACAGAUCCUCCCUGUGCUUCUGAGAUAGAACAAUACAAAGCAGAAAUCAAGAGACUUCAAGCAUCCGAGGCAGAAAUUAAAGCACUAUCAGUCAAUUAUGCAGCUUUAUUAAAAGAAAAAGAGGAUCAGAUUGGUAGAUUGAAUAAAGAAAAUGGCUCAUUAAAACAGAAUAUGGAGGCUACAAGUACAGCAUCUACAAAUGGCACGUAUACAAUCAAGGGAAAUAGUGACCAAUCAUUGAAUCGGCAGCAUAGGUUCACAACUCAAAUGAAAAAUCAUUAUGCUAUAAACAAUGGAACCAUCUCUGCUUUGGAAUCAGGUGCUAUUCAAAGUAAGAUGGUAUCUAAACAUUCAAACUUACAAGUAAAGGACAAGGAGCAAGCAGAUUUGGUAGAGGGAAAAAAUAGCCCCACAGCAGCAGUACAACAUGCUCAUGAGAUACAAAAAUUGAAGUUGCAACUCGAGCAAGAACGUGAUAAAUUGGCAAAAACUCAGCUAAAAUUUCAGGAGGAACAGAAAUUGAACAAGUCUUUCCAGGAGGAGCUUAAAUUAUUACAGUUGGAAAGAGACAAAACAACAAAUGAGAUGAGCAAAUUACACAAUGAAUUGAAUGAGAAAGUAUCAGAAAUAAAACGUCUGCAAUUGGAGUUAACUAGACAGGAGGAUGAAGAAGUGGGUGAUACUGUGGAUAGCUUGAAAAGGCUAAUCGAAACUGUAGAGAAGGAAAAUAUGACUCUUAAGAUUGAAAAGAAAGAACUUGAGGCUACGCUCAAAGCAAGUAGGAUGUCUUUCACUGGUAAAAUGUCGCCUGAUGCUUCUCAGAUUCAGAACAAGGAGUCAGGCAGUAUCAGUGAUUUGUCAGAUCCUUUCAAAAGUUUUCCAGGGAAAGAAGAAAUGGAAAGAUCCUUACAAAAGCUGAGUAAAGAUUUGAAGGACACACAGCAGGAGAAGGACAGAGCAGUACAACAAUUGACCCGCCUUAAACAGCAUUUGUUAGAAAAGGAAUCUGAAGAAUCAGAAAAAAUGGAUGAGGAUAGCAAAAUCAUUGAAGAACUACGCGAUAGCAAUAAUUAUUUACGUGCUCAAAUAUCACAUCUUGAGAGAACUCUGAAGCAGGCAACUGCAAGUCAGGAGAAACUGAAGAUGGAAAACAAUAACGAAAUUCUAAAGUCCAGGGAAAUCAUUGAUGACCUGAACAAGAAGCUUACAAACUGUAUGAGCACAAUAGAUGCUAAGAAUAUUGAACUUUUAAAUCUACAGACAGCUCUUGGACAGUAUUAUGCUGAAAUCGAAGCUAAGGAACAUAUAGAUGGAGAGUUGGCUCGUGCAAGGGAAGAAACAGCUAAGCUUUCUCAACAGUUGAAAGAUGCAGAUUGCAGAGCAGAUGUAUUGAGGGGUGAAAAAGAAGAAAUUUUAGCCAAGCUUUCUCAAUCUGAAAAGGUGCAAUCAGAAUGGAGAAGUAGAGUAGGCAAGCUUGAGGAAGACAAUGCCAGAUUGAGGCGAGCUCUUGAACAGAGUAUGACACGGCUAAAUAGAAUGUCAGUGGAUUCUGAUUUUCUUGUUGACAGGCGCAUUGUGAUAAAAUUACUUAUAACUUAUUUCCAGAGAAAUCACAGCAAAGAGGUUUUGGAUCUAAUGGUUCGUAUGCUGGGAUUCUCUAAUGAGGACAAGCAAAGGAUAGGUGUUGCUCAACAAGGUCCAGGAAAAGGUGUUGUCCGUGGUGUUCUUCGGUUGCCCGGCCGCCUCGUUGGAGGUAUCUUGGGAGGAAGUUCAGCAGAAUCAGCUGCAAAUGUGGGAUCUGAUAACCAGUCCUUUGCAGAUAUGUGGGUUGAUUUUCUUCUCAAGGAAACAGAAGAGAGAGAGAAGAGGGAGUCAGAUGGAAGUACAAGUAAAUCCAUGGAUGAUUCACACGAUAAAAGUCCAAAUAGUAGUUCUGCUUCUCCACCAUUUUCAAAUCAGAGGUUUAGCCCUCUUACAGCAACAAUUAAUCCACCCACUAAUCAGAAUAGUCCUCUUCCUCGUGGAUAUUUUCAACAUUCUGAACAAGUUGGUUCUGAGUUCUUAACGGUUCCUCUUUCACCAUCACCAUCAGAUAACAAAACUACUAGUUCAAAACUUCUUCCCAGAUACUAAUAUACAUUUUUUUUUAUGUAAAUUAAUCAAAGGUAUAAAUCAUUGUUAGAUAAUAGAUUAUAGUCAUCAAUUAAUUCUUUCACAUUAAUGAGUGUAUUUUAUUCACACAAGUGUAACAAUUUUUGUUUCAUUG
Molecule: messenger RNA, 2627 nt
Organism: Gastrolobium bilobum
Lineage: Eukaryota; Viridiplantae; Streptophyta; Magnoliopsida; Fabales; Fabaceae
Product: golgin candidate 3-like
Exons: 15
Coding region: 152-2494 (780 amino acids)
Biological process (GO): endoplasmic reticulum to Golgi vesicle-mediated transport; Golgi organization
Cellular component (GO): Golgi apparatus
Molecular function (GO): small GTPase binding
Source: RefSeq, a predicted model, not a curated record